AUGUACGGUUUUCCUCCAAGUUUUAAUCCAGGAUCACAAAUUUCUUCUCAACAACGAAUAUAUCCACAGAUUAGUAAUGGAACACAAAUUCAUCUUAGUGGAACACCGACUUCUAAUUCACAACGUUUUGAAAUUAAUUUGAAAACCGGUUAUGGCGAUAUUACUUUACAUGUUAAUGUACGUUUUGAUCAAAACACAAUAAUUUUAAAUAGUUGUCACGAAAGUUCGUGGGCGAAUGAAGAACAAAGAGCAUUAGUUAUAUCUUCUAAUAUGCCGUUUCAAAUGGUUAUUAUGUGUACACAAGAUUGUUUCAAAGUUGCAUUGAAUAACCAACAUUUUACUGACUUUCGUCAUCGUAUACCAUUCUCAUCGAUUGAUUCGAUCGAAGUUAAAGGCGAUGUGACACUGAAUUCAUUACAAAUUUAUCCUAGUUCUACUCCACAGUAUCAUCCAUCAUCAUAUGAAAUGGGAAUGUUAUCCGGAUAUCUUAGCGUUCCACUUCUUCAACAAGUAACAUGUUUUCCUGGUUCAAGAAUUUUUAUUCAAGGACAAAUUAAUCCAAAUCCUCAACGAUUUGAAAUUAAUUUGUUGAAUGGUCUGUACGAUGGUGCAGAUUGUGCGUUUCACUUUAAUCCCAGAUUUAAUACACUACAGAUUGUGAGAAAUUAUCGACAAUGUGGAUAUUGGAGCAAUGAAGAGAACUACCAACAUGGUCAUCAUCAUCAUCAACGAUUGAAUGUGCCAUACGAAACACCAAUCAAUCCACCGAUUAGUUACGGUACUCAAAUCCAUAUUUCUGGUACACCAGCACACGGUGCCAAUAGAUUUGAAGUGAAUCUAGCAAAUCAUCGAGGUGAUAUUGUUUUACAUAUUAAUCCGCGCUUCGAUCAAAACACAGUCGUUCUCACUAGUGCGCCCGGUGGAAAUUGGGGUGCAGAGGAGCGACAAUCAUUGACAUUACAUCGUGGUCAGCCAUUCUCACUAAUUAUUAUGGUCACUGCUGAAGGAUUUAAAAUCGCACUCAAUAAUCAACACUAUGCUGACUUUCGUCAUCGUAUACCAUUCAAUGCAGCAGAAUUAGUUCAAGUUAAAGGUGAUGUUCAAUUGAAUUCAGUUCAAAUUUAUCCGGGAUAUGGAGGAGGUCAUGGUAGUCAAGCCUUUUCAAUGCACGUUCCAUUUAUGCAACAUAUCAAUAUGUUUCCAGGACGUACAAUUCAAAUUGAAGGUCAACCAACAGGUCAAAGAAUGGAAAUUAACUUAUUAGGUGGUUCGUAUGAUGGUGCUGAUGUUGCAUUACACUUUAAUCCAAGAUUUGAUCAACGCGAAAUUGUCCGAAAUUCAUGCCAAAAUGGUGGAUGGGGAGCGGAGGAAAAACACGGUCACUUUCCUUUACAAUCUGGAGUACCAUUUCACGCCCAAAUUGUUUGUUACCCACAGUAUUAUCAAAUACUAAUCAAUGGCCAACCAUUUACUGAGUUUCAACAUCGUGUACCAUUUCAAAAUGUGCAAGCACUUCAAAUCAAAGGAGACGUUCGAUUAACGAACGUUAGAGUGAUGUGA
Molecule: messenger RNA, 1560 nt
Organism: Didymodactylos carnosus
Lineage: Eukaryota; Metazoa; Rotifera; Eurotatoria; Philodinida; Philodinidae
Source: the annotation of a GenBank genome assembly